Molecule: messenger RNA, 3798 nt
Organism: Glarea lozoyensis ATCC 20868
Lineage: Eukaryota; Fungi; Ascomycota; Leotiomycetes; Helotiales; Helotiaceae
Product: Oxysterol-binding protein-like protein
Exons: 3
Coding region: 1-3798 (1265 amino acids)
Biological process (GO): maintenance of cell polarity; endocytosis; piecemeal microautophagy of the nucleus
Cellular component (GO): nuclear envelope; membrane; cytosol
Molecular function (GO): protein binding; sterol binding
Source: RefSeq, a predicted model, not a curated record
AUGUCGGAAGCGGGUGAAAGCCACAAGAGAAGCAAGUCUUCUGCUGCUCUGUCGAUGCUGAGGAAGAAGGAGUCGAAAGAGGAUGGGAACAAUACAAAAGACAGCGACACCAGCACCGAUCAGGGCUCGACGUCUUCUCACCACAAACAUCUGAGCCUGCAUCAUCACUCCACCAAAGGCCAUAGUUCGAGACCAUCAACCGGAACCGCGGGUUUGAUGCGAUCAACCUCCAAUCUCAACGUCCCGCGAAACCCGAUGCCUCCUCCAGCAACACCACAAGAUAAGGGUGUUUCGAUCGAAUCAUCUGUGAGAAAGUUCAGGGUAUUUGAGGCGCUUCGAAAUGGGGAUACCGCGUCGAUUUCAAAGGCAAUUCGAGAGUCGGACGGGCACCGCAUGAGCACAUCGAGUGCAACCGGAGGCGGCUCCUCGGGCGCAUUGGAGGAUACAACCAUUUUGCAUCUUGCAAUUCAGUGCGCUGAACAGCCUGUGAUUGAAUAUAUUUUGUCAGAUGGAGCUGGCUCGAUCGAUAUCAAUGCGCGUGACAAAGAUGGGAAUACUGCCUUACAUCUGGCGGCGCAGCAAGGACGUGGCCAAGCUGUCAAGUUGCUUUUGGAACAGGAUGGAAUCAACGACUCCAUAGCAAAUUAUCAGGGACGUCUACCACUUGACCUUGCACGGACACCCGAUAUUUUCCAAGAAUUACAGCUGUCGCGAUCUAUUUUCAUCGACGGGAAGGUUAGACAAGUCCAAGCAUUGGUUCAGCAGGGAGACUACGUGAGACUGGGGGAAGUCCUGGAAGAGCCACGUGUGAAAACGGUAUUGGAUAUCAAUGGUGGAGAAUUUUGUUCGGAUAUUACCACGGUUCAAUCUGGCGGUACUCUGCUUCAUGAGGCUGCGAGAAAGAAGAAUAUCGCACUAAUUCAAGUAUUGCUACUUCAUGGGGCGGAUCCCUUCCGUCGCGAUCGGAGAGGAAAGCUGGCGCAGGAUGUUACCAAGGAUGAUCACACGAGAUCAAUCUUGAAAAAGUCGCCAGCGGCCGUAGCAGCUCAGCGCGGUAUUCAGGAAAAGGCCGUUUUGGGAACUGCGUCACAACAACUAUCCAGUGCGCCACCUGGCGAUGCUCUUGCCGGCAAAGAAGGUCGAGAAAUGAAAGGUUAUCUGAAGAAGUGGACCAAUUAUCGAAAAGGUUUCCAGCUUCGAUGGUUUGUUCUAGAGGAUGGCAUUCUGAGUUACUCAAAACACCAAGAUGACGCUGGUUCCGCAUGUCGAGGAGCGAUAAAUAUGCGUAUCGCGCGACUCAACAUGGAUCCUUCUGAAAAGACAAAAUUUGACAUUAUCGGCAAGUCUUCAGUCAAAUAUCAUCUCAAGGCGAACCAUGAAGUGGAAGCAAAGAGAUGGUUUUGGGCUCUGAACAACUCGAUACAAUGGACCAAGGAUCAAGCCAAGGAAGAAGAAAAGCAGAGGCAGAGAUCAGAAGAGCUCCUCAGACAAGCCAAAGCUGAGCACACGAACAAUCCAUCUAUCCGAGAAACUUCCACCGCAGACCUCGUACCACCUGGAAGCGAUACUGCCAGCAUAGGCGAUGGGCGAAGAAGCAGUUUUCAAGCUGGUCGACUAAUAGCACAGGCUACAAAGAAUAGCAGUACUAGCAAAGUCGCGUUCAAUACGUCCGGAAGCGUUGCUGACGAUGACGAAGGCACGGCUUACGGAUCAUAUGAGCCGAGCUACAUGGGUGAAGUUUCUCGCGUUCCAAGUCACAUGGGUCCGGGGGGAGAUGGCGACGAUGAUGAUGAUUAUGAUGGUUCAAGUGAUCGUGAAGCACCGGCCACGAAAGACGCGUUUGACAUCACCGCAACUUCAGCGAAACUUCAAUUAGAGAUGAUGGAGCAGGUGCACGCUGCCUUGCAAAUCGCGCAAACGAAGAAUCCCACACUGACAAUUUCUGACACGAUAGCCGUACAAGCCAUGCAAACAUAUGAUUCAUCUAUUCGCAACCUUAAAGUGUUAAUUUCAGAUCUUCUGAAGAUAUCCAAAGACAGAGAUGGCUAUUGGCAGUCUAGGCUUGAUCGUGAACAAGAUAUGCGCCGCAUGUGGGAGGAUAGCAUGGCUCAAGUGGCAAAGGAGCAAGAAAUUCUCGAAGCCAGAGUUGGUGAAGCCGAAGAAAAGCGUAGGAUCACCAAGAGAGCGUUACGUGAAGUUAUUGAAGGCAAUGUUCCAGUCACUAGCCGACCUGUCAGCCGUGGCGGAGACGGUGCAGACGAAGGGGUCUUUGGUGAUUCAUUUGAGUCCCCUGAUGUUGCAGCGGAGAAUGUUGCCAGUAGUGGGCUAAGUCGAAGAUCUACUGCGAAGAGCUCGCUACGACGCAAAUCCAUCAUGGCAGAAAUCAAAAAUCUAUCGGACACUGAGUCUGAGGAGGAUGACGAUGAGUUUUUCGAUGCCGUAGACGCAGGUGAGGUUGAGGUUGCUCCGAUGGUAGAGAACCCACCCGAGUACAAUGAGAAGGCGGGGACUGGUGAGACACUGGAAAAGAGUGGGUUGGAUCUUGCACCGUCUUUCAGGGGCUAUGAAGACGGCAUUCGAAAGAGACUCAAGAUGGAUGCUGAUGAUAGGCCCAAGAUCUCGUUAUGGGGUAUCUUAAAAUCUAUGAUUGGCAAGGAUAUGACGAAAAUGACUCUGCCGGUCUCUUUCAACGAGCCUACUUCUCUACUUCAACGAUGCGCAGAAGACAUGGAAUACGCGGAUCUUCUCGACAUUGCUGCAAGCCGCCAAGACUCCAUGGAACGUAUGGUAUAUGUUGCCGCUUUCGCUGCAAGUGAAUAUGCUUCUACGAUUGGACGUGUCGCAAAGCCUUUCAAUCCUCUUUUGGGAGAGACUUUCGAAUAUGCCCGACCGGACAAGAAUUAUCGCUUUUUCAUCGAGCAAGUUAGUCAUCAUCCUCCUGUUGGUGCUGCUUGGGCGGAGUCACCGAGAUGGACAUACUGGGGGGAAUCGGCUGUCAAAUCCAAAUUCUACGGAAAAUCUUUCGAUAUCAAUCCCCUGGGGACAUGGUUCUUGAGACUUCGUCCUGAUGGGUCUGGCAAGGAGGAGCUAUACACCUGGAAGAAAGUGACAUCAUCUGUCAUUGGCAUUAUCACUGGCUCGCCGACAGUCGAUAAUUACGGCCCAAUGGAAGUUAAAAACUGGACGACAGGAGAGGUUUGCGUGAUUGAUUUUAAGGCUCGAGGCUGGAAAGCAUCGAGUGCAUAUCAAAUAUCAGGUCGCGUUAAUGAUGCCGAUGGAAAACCACGAUACAGUAUUGGCGGCCGCUGGAACAAGAAAAUAUACGCACGUCUCACCCCGGGAUUCGAAGCUACGCCAGAAGAACCUAAAGCUGGCCAACAAAACCACCGCGGUAGCGUUUCCGAUCCAACUCAAGCUUUCCUUGUCUGGGAAGCGAACGCACGCCCAGAAGGUAUUCCAUUCAACCUUACCCCCUUCGUCGUAACCCUCAACGACUGUAACGACAAACUCAAACCAUGGCUUCCGCCUACCGACACGCGUCUCCGCCCCGAUCAACGUGCCAUGGAAGACGGCCAAUAUGACCUCGCUGCCACGGAAAAGAACCGGGUCGAAGAGAAACAGCGAGCGACACGUAGGAGAAGAGAGGAUGCGGGUGAGGAGUUUGAACCAAAGUGGUUUCACAAGGCGCAGGAUCCGACGACUGGGGAGAUGUACUGGCAGUUCAAUGGGAAGUAUUGGGAGGAGCGCGAGAAGGCUGCGAGUGGAGAGGCAUGGAGGAAUGUUGAGGAGAUCUUUUAG